This is a messenger RNA of Trematosphaeria pertusa, 1487 nucleotides long. RefSeq names its product PQ loop repeat protein-like protein. The record is from RefSeq and is a predicted model, not a curated record. NCBI's taxonomy places the organism in Eukaryota, Fungi, Ascomycota, Dothideomycetes, Pleosporales, Trematosphaeriaceae. Bases 437 to 1360 code for a protein of 307 amino acids. The transcript is spliced from 3 exons.
GUUUUGCCUCGAACGGGUAUAGCGCGGCCCAUCUCUGCUCGCCUAGCUAACGUCACUCCAGGGCUCAACGGAUGCAUUCUAGCAGACGCCUAUAAAACUCAUCUUUGAACCUGUUCUACCCGGCUGAUGCCUUCGCAUCGCAUCGCAACUCUUCUCCGUCCUCGUCGAUUUGGCGCGCGUUCACACACCUGCAUGUGACCUGCCCAGGUGGCUUCCAAGCUCUUUCACUCCGCGGGACCGGUCUGCGCCUUCCUUCUCUUUCACUUCGCCACCUGCCAAACCCAAGUAUUUCUUUACACACCAGGUCGCCCCUUCCUGUGUUCCCGUCUUGCCAGUGGCAACGGCAGCGGCCUUUAGCACUCCCCUUCUCCGCAGAUCGUCCAUCGAUUCUCCACCACCUGCCGUUCUCCCACCCACCUCACAACCCAGCCCUGCAAUGGCACCGCAGACCUCGAUCCCACCCGCCGCGAAUGUGCUCGGCACCAUUGGCACCUUCUGCUGGUGCGUCCAGCUCCUUCCGCAAAUCUUCCGCAACUACCGCACGAAGAGCACCGAGGGGCUCCCGGCUUUCAUGAUGAUGCUGUGGAGCACGAGCGCCGUCCCCUUCGGCAUCUAUGCGAUUGUGCAGCGCUUCAAUGUACCCUUGAUUGUGCAGCCGCAGUGCUUCGGUGCCUUCUGUGGUGUGAGCUGGGCGCAGUGUAUGGUAUACGGGAGGAAAUGGCGUCCCAUCACCGCGACCCUCACCCUCGCAACCCUCUUGAUCAUCUUCGCUGCUCUCCAAGCCGGUCUCGUCUUCGCCAUCCGACCGCCCUACCAACGUGGCGUCGAGUGGCCCGUUCUCCUCGUUGGCAUCCUGGCCUUCAUCCUGCUCAUUGCCGCCUAUCUCCCAAUUCCGUUUGAGUUAAUGAAGCGGCGCGGGCGCGUCGUCGGCAUCGACUUUAUCUUCUUGGGGAUUGACGGGGCCGGUGCCUUCUUUAGCUUGAUGAGUCUGGUCGCGCAGAACGAAUUUGACGUGUUGUUCGGGACCAUGUAUGCGCUUUGUUGUGCCAUCGAAAUGAGCAUGGUAGCCUCGCACCUCAUUUGGCUACUACGUACACGCGGCAUCCGAAAGCGAGCGCAGGAGUCAGGCCAGGCGUUCGAUGAGUCUGAAGAGUGCAUGGCUUGGCAGGCGAAGGGCAUCGAUUUGAAACAGGGCUUCUGGGACCUACUCGCGAGAGGCAAGAAUGGAAAGCAAGGUAGUGAGAGCGAGGGAUCGGUUGCGCUGGAAGAGCUGGAAAGUGGGGCAAAGAUUGCGGUGCCCAACGCCUCGGUUGAGUGCUUCUCGUCGACGUCAACGCUGGUGAAGAAGUCCGCAUGCUAGAGGGAGAUGUGCAGGGAGAAAAGACGCGAUUGCCAACUUAGACGGUAGGACGCUGUAGAUGGAGGCGACUCUAGACAGCUGGACUCGAUAGAUAUAAUGGGCUGAGCAUAGAAUCGUCCAUCAGGCG